Molecule: messenger RNA, 1518 nt
Organism: Artibeus jamaicensis (Jamaican fruit-eating bat)
Lineage: Eukaryota; Metazoa; Chordata; Mammalia; Chiroptera; Phyllostomidae
Gene: JKAMP
Product: JNK1/MAPK8 associated membrane protein
Exons: 7
Coding region: 102-1037 (311 amino acids)
Biological process (GO): response to unfolded protein
Cellular component (GO): membrane
Molecular function (GO): ubiquitin protein ligase binding
Source: RefSeq, a predicted model, not a curated record
CAGGAGACGGAACCCCGGAGGCGUCCGUGUCCCGGAAGUCUGGGCCGUGCUGCUGGGCCGGCUAAUCCUGGGACUUCUCCGGGAUAAUUUAGAAGCGGCCAAUGGCUGUCGAUAUUCAACCAGCAUGCCUUGGACUUUACUGUGGGAAGACCCUGUUAUUUAAAAAUGGCUCGACAGAAAUAUAUGGAGAAUGUGGGGUGUGUCCAAGAGGACAGAGAACAAAUGCACAGAAGUAUUGUCAGCCGUGCACAGAGUCUCCAGAGCUUUACGACUGGCUCUAUCUUGGAUUCAUGGCCAUGCUUCCUCUGGUUUUACAUUGGUUCUUCAUUGAAUGGUACUCAGGGAAAAAGAGCUCCAGUGCUCUUUUCCAGCACAUCACAGCAUUAUUUGAAUGCAGUGCGGCAGCUAUUAUCACCUUGCUUGUGAGCGAUCCAGUCGGUGUUCUUUAUAUCCGCUCAUGUCGAGUAUUGAUGCUUUCUGAUUGGUACACAAUGCUUUACAACCCCAGUCCAGAUUACGUGACCACAGUGCACUGUACUCAUGAAGCUGUCUACCCGCUCUAUACCAUUGUAUUUAUCUAUUAUGCCUUCUGCUUGGUACUGAUGAUGCUGCUCCGACCUCUUCUGGUAAAGAAGAUUGCCUGUGGGUUAGGGAAGUCCGAUCGAUUUAAAAGUAUUUACGCAGCACUGUACUUCUUCCCAAUUUUAACUGUGCUUCAGGCAGUCGGCGGAGGCCUGUUAUACUACGCCUUCCCGUACAUUAUACUAGUGUUGUCUUUGGUCACUCUCGCUGUGUACAUGUCGGCUUCUGAAAUAGAGAACUGCUAUGAUCUCCUGGUCAGGAAGAAAAGACUCAUCGUUCUCUUCAGCCACUGGUUACUUCAUGCUUAUGGAAUAAUCUCCAUUUCCAGAGUGGACAGACUCGAACAGGACUUACCCCUUUUGGCUUUGGUGCCCACACCAGCCCUUUUUUACUUGUUCACUGCAAAAUUUACUGAACCUUCACGGAUACUCUCAGAAGGAGCCAAUGGACACUGAAUAUAAAAUGCCAAAAAAAACCUAACAAGUAUUCUUAAUAAAAAAGUACAGAAAUAAAAAAUACGUAUUAGUAUUCUUCUGCCAUACAUGGGAAUAAGACUGUCAGUAUAUCUUAAUGUUUUUGGUGGUUUUGUUUGGUUAUGGUUGGACUCGGACACGACAGAACGUGCUGUUACUCAGUGAAGCACACCGGACACUCACUACACACUGUUCUGUGACAGGAGGAGCCUUUCGGAAGCACUGGCCUCGCACCGAUUUAGUUACUGUUCAGAGUAAAGUCAUGUUCCGCGUGCCUACCGGUGUGCUGUUUCUGGUUUUAAGGAAAACUUGAAUGAGUGUAAUCUGAAACCCUUAGUUUCGCCCCGAUUGUGCUUGCCUGUUGUGUUUCAGCUGGUUUCCCAAACGUAGCGAAUUAUAAAGACACACACACCCCUGUGGGGUCUGGUAGUAACAUGGAAAUAAAGUGUGUUGUUCUUACCUA